Betta splendens (Siamese fighting fish) is the source of this 4558-nucleotide messenger RNA. It is a transcript of the gene rlim, whose product is annotated as ring finger protein, LIM domain interacting. Gene Ontology annotation, biological process: protein ubiquitination; random inactivation of X chromosome; ubiquitin-dependent protein catabolic process. Gene Ontology annotation, cellular component: nucleoplasm; cytoplasm. NCBI's taxonomy places the organism in Eukaryota, Metazoa, Chordata, Actinopteri, Anabantiformes, Osphronemidae. Gene Ontology annotation, molecular function: ubiquitin protein ligase activity. The transcript is spliced from 4 exons. The record is from RefSeq and is a predicted model, not a curated record. Bases 702 to 2621 code for a protein of 639 amino acids.
AGGAGCUAUGAAAUUGUGGCUCGUUUCCUUUGGUUAGCUUGAUGAACGUCAUUGGUUGACGUCGUUUGCAUGGUUAGCUUGCGGCAAUGCUAACUGUAGUGUCAUUGUAUGCUAAUAAAACAGUUUUUUUUUAAAUAUUAAGGAUAUAUAUACAAUUUGGAACGUGAGUGCCCGUAUCCCAAAGAAACGUUUAACGCUACGUCAAGUUAUUGUAGCGUUUAACAGGGCACAGUAACGACCAAGUUGCUGGCUAAGUUAGCGUUAGCCAAGGCUAUGUAUGCCGUUGUUUGUGAACGUAGUUAGCCUGCCUGUUAGUUAGCUUCCACGUUAACUACCAUUAGCGUUCGGCAAACUCAAAACCAGGCUUGUUUGGUCAUGUGAGAAGCUCGUUGUGAGCAGACAAUACAAAGGGUGUCACGCUCGUCGUAUAACAAUGCUCAGCGUGUGCCACUCUUCUUAUUUAAAAUAUAGUUGGUACUAAUUUAAAGACAUUAGUUAAAGUUGACAUGCUAGCCAUCGUAUUCACUGCUAGCUGGCUAAAACACGGCAAGCUAGAUGAUGCCAUUUUGUUUUUAUGUCAACUUUGACCAUCCCAGCCUUACAUCUUCGAAAUACACAAGGCAUGAAGUUAUUCACAUAGAAGCUCCUGGUUCUUGCUGAACAUUGGACAACAUUCCUCGACGUCCCUUCCUCUUGAUUCAAUGGAAGGGUCUGACAGCUCGGAGCAGGGUGGUAAUGACCAGCCGGAGUCACAGCGCAGGAGACAGCUGGACCGCUUGGACAGGGAGGAGGCCUUCUACCAGUUUGUCAACAAUCUCAGUGAUGAGGACUAUCGCCUCAUGAGAGACAACAAUCUUCUGGGCACCCCAGGAGAGGUAACAGAGGAUGAGCUGUUCAACAGACUUCAGCAAAUCAAAGAUGGUCCAGAACAGCAGAAUAACACUCCUAAUGUUGAAAGUCGAGAAGAGCCUGUCGAACAACCACAAAGCUCUCAGGAUCCUGCCAGCGGGGAUAGUUUGCUAGACUGGCUGCACACAGUGAGGCGCACCGGCAACACAACCAGAACUGGCCAUCGUGGAAACCAAUCGUGGCGUGCAGUAAGCCAGACCAACCCAAACAGUGGUGACUUUCGCUUCAGCCUGGAAAUAAGUAUGAACCGGAACCUGGCUGAACAGCAGGCAGCUGCUGAAGGAGAGCCAGAGUCUCAAGAGCAGACUUCAGAGGCUCAAGUUGUGGAGCCAAAUGCUGAACCCCAGGUCCCCAUGGAGACAGAAGUGGUGGAGGAACCAGUUGUAGAAGAGUUGGCUGUCAUAGUGGAACCAGAGGCUGAACUUGAAGAGGUUGUUUCACAAGAGAUUUUUGAAGAACCUCCCAGCUCCCCUCCUGCCAUGCCAGUACAACCUCCACUCCCUUCAUCUGCACGCAGAGGACAGCGGAGACCCUGCAGCCGCAGUCCAGAACCACGAAGAACCAGGGCUCGUACAGCCAGGAGCCGUUCGCCUCUCAACAUGGAUCAGCUGGACGAUGGCUUCAAUCCACGUCAAGCUCAUAGCUCUCAAGGUCCCAGCCCCGCCACGAAUACCCCUGUGCCUCAGGUGGAGGGCAGUUCUCGGACUCGACAACACAUUUUGUCCAGGCAGAGCACUGCUGAAAGUGAUGCUCAGCCGUCUAGAGCUGGUGCAGAGCCAGUCCCAGAGCCGCAAAACAUCACAUCUCAGGAAGCAGAAGCUACAGGAGGCGAAGGAGGCGCGGCGGGGCGGCGCCCCCCAACUAUCAUGCUAGAUCUACAGGUGCGGCGUGUUCGUCCAGGUGAAUACCGGCAGAGGGAUAGCAUUGCCAAUCGUACGCGCUCACGGUCCCAGAACUCAAACAACACAUUUCUUUAUGAGAGUGAGCGCGGUGGGUUUCAUAGGACUUUCUCACGAUCUGAGCGAGCUGGCGUGAGGACGUACGUCAGUACUAUUCGAAUUCCUAUCCGAAGAAUCUCUGAUCCAGGUUUAGGAGAGGUGACCUCAAUGGCUGUUCAGUCUAUGAUUAGGCAGAUAAUGACUGGUUUUGGUGACUUCAUGGACUCAGACUCAGAUUCUUCAGAUUCAAAUCGUGGCGCCAGCACGCCUGUGGAUCUGGCUGAAGCUCUUAACAGCCAGGCUGCUGCUGCUCCUGCUGCUGCUGCUGCAGAUGUUGAUGAACCGCCUGUGGCUGCUGGAGUUAGAGCAAGGACAGCUGAGCCUGAUGUGGAUGAGACCAUUCCCAUUGGUCCACCUGGCUCUGGUGGCAGGUCUAGACCUAGACCGCCUAUCAGUUUAGAUGAUACCAGCUCACUGCCUUUACUGCGGCUUGCCCACUUCUUCCUCCUAAAUGACGAAGAUGACGACCAGCCCCAGGGACUGACUAAAGAGCAGAUUGACAACCUUUCCAUGCGCAACUUUGGUGAGAGUGAUGCACUGAAGACUUGCAGUGUCUGCAUAACGGAGUAUGCAGAAGGUAACAAACUACGGAAGCUGCCCUGCUCACAUGAGUACCACGUGCACUGCAUUGAUCGCUGGCUGUCCGAGAACUCCACCUGCCCCAUCUGCCGCAGGGCUGUCUUGGUAUCGGCUAACCGAGAGAGUGUGGUGUAGCUCAAAACAGACUGCAGGCCUUUUGUCUCAACCGAAGUAAUCUAAUAUCCCAAGUCCAUGAAAGACUUUGAGGUGUCUCACUGUUGAAAUGUACUUCUUUUGUACCAUUUGUGAGUUUGGUCAUAAUGCAGUCACAGGUUUGAUUUGGGAUGCUCCAUACAGUAACACUGGGACACAUUCAGCCUCUAGGAAGACUUUUGCUAACACAGUCCAAAGUUAGACACUCAGCAAUGCAUGCAGAUUGAACUGACGGGCAAAGACAAAGGAGUUUUUUUUUAAAUGUAGAAAUCCACAGGCACAAACAAACCUGAAAUGUCUCAUAGAGAAACCCCUGGUUCUUAAGGCUGCAGCUUGCAGGUAGUUCAGGCAAAUGUGCCAUUUUGUAUUAGUCCCUAAAAUGGCGCCUUGUAUACCAGUUACCCCUCAUGAAAGUAAUUGCUGUAAAUAAGCUUGUAAAAAUUUUGAAUCAUACUUUGUAUCAUGGGAUUUGUUUUGGAGUGUACAUGAAAGUUUGGCGUUUGCUGGCUGCAGUUACUCUUAGUCUCCCUAAAGUUGGUGUUACUCACAUAGUGUACACAGCAGAAGUAACGAGAGACGGUGAUGUCCGAAGGACGUGGGACAUGAAUUGGUUUGUCAUUUACUGUGGCUCUACCUAUUGUGUUCACCUGAAAGGAAGGAACUGCUCUGCUGGACUGGCAUACACACGGAUUCUUAGUGUGCUGAAUUAUUUAAAACAGUGAAUUUUGUACAGACUUAAGGAUAAGAAGAACUCAAUGAAGUUACUUUUGACAAGUGCAAGGUUAUUUUGAAAUGAUACAGCCUCAUGUUAAUCAUUAAUAAAUUAUCAGAAAUUUGGAAUGUCUCAAUAUUGAUAGUGGUUUUUGAGUUGAUGUGAUUUCUACUUGAAGAACAUUAUAUUAGCAGGCAAUACAGUUCACAUAGUUGCUUUGGCUGUUUCCCCCACGUUAAAGGACUAAUUGUUUUCUUAAGUACAAUAGUUUUGUAAUGCAAUAGAUAAACUGCUGAACUCGUUCUGUUUUUUUUCCUCAACGUAUAAUGGAUCAUCUGUUUUGACAGGAGAAAGUCUUUAUACAUGGAUAGAAAUGACCAGAGCUUGACCUGGAAUGAAACGUAAACCAGGUGUUCUCCACUCAUGCCAGAAAAGGUCUCUUUACUACUUACUCUUUACAGUUAACUUGAAUGCACUCUUUGCGUUAACAACUUGUUUCAUUAACCCGACGGUCCAAAUGUCAGACAUUUACCAAGCCAUUAGUUCUGGAAGCAAAUGGACGCUCUGUCUUAGGGACACUCCAGUGGAGGAUCCAGAUGCUCAGUCAAUCUGCCCUGCUGUCUCAAGAACCUGCUUUAUAUCAGUGUACAAUAUGUGAAGCUAGGGAAAUGCAAACCAUGGUAUUAAUGUAUGUUAUUGUUAAAAAGUCUUGUUAUUGCAUAAAUCUUAAAUGAAGACUUACUGCAUUUUAAAAUGUUUAAAUAAAAGCUAAUUUUAUUUAGAGGUUCUGUAGGGUUUUUAUAGCACUGUGGACGAACAGGAUCAUUGGCUGAAGGAUGGAACGGCAUCACUAUCAGUGCCCCUCCUGUCAUGUUUCUUGUUUCACUGUUUAAUGUCUCUGCCACAAUUAUAACUUCCCUCCGUGGGAUGGGGUUCGAACGGAAGACGUUGUCGUUGUGGAAUAACCUACAAAUGUAAAUGAAAUGUAUGUUCCCUCUCGGGCCAUGUUUUCACGUUUGGCCUUGUUCUGUGACGCACCCAGUGCAGUAUGUUAACUGGGUGUUCAAUGAAAGCAAGCCCUGAAUUAAACAAGUUGUUAUGCUACAAGAUGCACUGCAGUCUGUACGCUCACUAUGCUAUUGGCUUAUUUUACGUUGCACUCCAAGGACAUAAAAACUUGCAUAUUAAACCUUGUAAAUAUACUCAC